GGUCAGUGUCGCUCUUUUGGGUUUUCCGUACGACGGAGAAGAAGAAAGCUGACCCACGUUUUGUUAAAUCCUCCUACUUUACAUCUGCAGCGCAGACACGCAGUCGGUCUUCUGGUAAUUUCUGUCCGAAAGUAAGCAUGAACGGGAUAAACGACGAGCCGAUGGUACCACAGACCUUCCUUUACGGGUGUGUUCUGGAAGGUGGCAAGGAGGUGUUCUUUGAUCCUGAAGAUGACGACUUUGAGCAUCAACUGGAUCUGAGGAUGGCAUGUGUGGACCCUAAGACAAAAGACGAACUAAACAUGGUGGAGGUUGAAGGGCGGGAUGCAGAGGGGCAGAAAGUCAACGCAGCAUUGGUUUCCCUCAAGCCAUCUACCCUUCCAAGUGUGUGCCUCGGUGGGUUCACAAUCACCCCCCCUGUAGUAUUUCGUCUGAAGACCGGUUCAGGUCCAGUUCACAUCAGUGGACAACACCUAGUCAUGAUGGAGCCUGACCAGUCUUUUGAUGAGGAAGAAGAGGAGGAGGAGGAGGAAGAGGAGGAGGAAGAAGAAGAAGUUAAAGCAUCAAAGAAACGACCCGCCUCAUCCCCUGCUGCAAAGUCUCAGAAAAAAAGUAAAAUGGACGUGGAGGAGGAAGAGGAUGAUGAUGAGGAGGAUGAGGACGAGGAAGACGAUGAUGAUGAGGAAGAAGAAGAGAGCGACGUUGAAGAAUCACCUGUUAAGGCCAAACCAGCCCCACCCAAAGCGACUCCAGCAAAACAGAAGGGCCCGGCUCAGAAUGGCAAGAACUCUGGACCAAGCACACCUGCCGCAAAGCAGACCCCCAAAGGGAAAGGCGAGAAGUCUCCCAAGACUCCAGCAACGCCUAAAGCGACUUUAACCGUUCCCGAAAUUAAAGCCAGGAUGAUGGAGUCUGUGAAGAAGGGUGUCUCGUUACCAAAGACGCAGCCCAAGUUUGAAAACUUUGUGAAGCACGGUCACAAUGUGUCGGAUCUCAAGGUCAUUGCAGAGCUGUGGAAGUGGCGACAGACACUGAAGGAUGAAAAGUAGCUGACUCUGUAGUUUUAGCAAUUUUAUCACUUGAUCAUCCCCGUACCCACCCUCUCAUACUCUCUCUAAGUCUGUGCCUCACUUUUCCAUGGAAUCACUCUGCCUUCCUGACCGUAGAGGUUGAAUAUGGUGACGGUGAGCUGCUGGCACAUUUGUACGCCCCUCUCGUCUAGACUAAUGAGUAGGUUUGAUAAAUAAGCUGAAGCCAAUUCAAAGAUUAUUGUAAAAGUUGCUGGACUAAUGGGACAUCAGUAAACAUCGUUUUGUUUCUGCUCAUAUCUGUAGUUGAGAUUGAUUUCAUCUCAUUUAGAAAUUAAAAAUCAUGUCAUCGUAUACAAAACACAUGCUUGGUGAACUACAGAGUUGAAAAUAUCAGGUCAUGCAACCUAUAGUUGCAUACCUGAAAUAAUUUUCAGGUAUGCAUCUUUUUUUUGUUUUGUUUCCUUAAUGAAUGUUGAAUAUCAUCUAGUACGCAUCAACUUAAUCCAAACUCAUGUUGAACCGUCCUAUGAACCGUUGUUUUUUUAAAGCAACGGGUUUAAUAAAAUGAAGCACCCAAUGCAUUUCAGUUGUAAAAUAUCCAGUUUGCUUUCUGUUCAAAUGGAAGGCCCUUGGGCCAAAGGUUGCACACUUUGUUUUAAGCCUUAGGGAGUCUGCAAAUAACUUGUGUAAUCUUAGAAUUUCCCAUGUGUACUCAUGAUUCAGAGCUCAUUUGACUAGUUCAAGGGAGAUUUUAAAGGUGUAGGAGACCUGGUAGACGAGACUGUUCCAUGCUUUCCAACUGGUUUCCAUUUUAGGGUUUUUAGCCUCUGCUAUGAGUUUGAUCAUGUCUCAUUAAAGCAAUGAGGCUUCUUUCUGUUUUCCAGUGUUCUCAUACCGUUAAAAUCAGAAGCCUAUCCAUGUUUCUGGAUGAUUGCAGUGUUUUAUCGUUUCCUUUUUUUAUUUUGAAACAACUUGAUAUUAAAACAAUAUAAAUUGGU
This is a messenger RNA of Fundulus heteroclitus (mummichog), 2029 nucleotides long. It is a transcript of the gene npm1a, whose product is annotated as nucleophosmin 1a. The record is from RefSeq and is a predicted model, not a curated record. Lineage: Eukaryota; Metazoa; Chordata; Actinopteri; Cyprinodontiformes; Fundulidae. Gene Ontology annotation, cellular component: nucleoplasm; ribonucleoprotein complex; centrosome. The transcript has 11 exons. Bases 138 to 1049 code for a protein of 303 amino acids. Gene Ontology annotation, molecular function: RNA binding; chromatin binding; histone binding. Gene Ontology annotation, biological process: chromatin remodeling; positive regulation of transcription by RNA polymerase II; ribosomal large subunit biogenesis.